AUGCCGUUGCAAAUACGGGAAGAGAGUGUGUUCUGUUUGGAUUUUACACAUCAGGUAAGGGAGAUGGAUAAUAUCAGCUUCCGUGGAUAAUAUACCUUUUUUCAUUAAAAUCUUUACAGAGACAAAGUGACAGUGGUCCGUAUGAGAUCACAAUCCCCGAAUUGGUCAACAAAAAGGGGACCAAUAAUCAGACGGCCUUUGUUUUUGACUCAGAACGGAUGAGUUUCAGCUUCGAAAUGAUCAAAAUGGAGGUAAUUCUUAGACAGAGAUAAAUAUAAAAAACUUUUUGUUGUCUGAUAAAGUGUUUUCAGACGGACUAUUUGGCCACCGGAUUCGCCGCGACCGGUCUAAAAAAUAUGGACCGUAUUUUAAUCUGUGGCCACAACCACAGCCAGGUCCUGCUCUCGGCUUUGGCCGCUUCCCGAGCUGGCCUGGUCUUCUCUCUAGUCGGCGCCAACGCCGUCGCCAAACCAGAGCAAUUAGAGCAUCUUCUUAAAGCGGUAAAUUCACCAUCAGAGAUUUUAAUUAAUCAUCUCAAUUCUUUACAUAUUUUUUUAUAUAUAUUUUAGGGGGACUUCCGUGCCGUUGUUUUAUUUUCGUCGCCAAAUGGAGGGGGCUCAGACGCGAUGUAUGAUUUGAUUGAGAGUUUAUGUCCAGAGAUCAAAAAAUGCGCUCGGAGUAAACUGAAGUCGGCCAGAUUGCCCAAACUAACCCAUGUUAUCCUGGGCGAUGAGGAUCACAAACAUGCGUAAGUUCAAAAAAAUUAGAAGCAAUAAAGUCUAUUUUGGGCAGCUUAUUUUGCCAUUAAAAUAAUCUUUUUGAAUAAUUUUAUAAGGCGUCAGAAAUUUUAAAAAAAAUCUUAUUUCAGCGGUACCUGGACCUUAUCCGAGAUCUACGGGAAAUGCACACCCCCGAGGAUGGAGAAACUCCCCAACUAUCUCCAGUGGAACUCCCAUCGCUUGGCUUGUAUUCAAUUUACAUUGGUAAGAACAAUUUAGACGGAAUGAUUAUUUCAAGGGCUCAACGGGUCCUCCUAAAGCUGCCGGUCUCUCUCAUUACCAGUUAAUCAAUGGCUGUCGCAUCGCUUCGAAUAUUAUCGGGAUCAGGAAAGGAGUAAGCAAUUGUUGUUUUUCCGGGCUAACAUUAUUAUUUUAGAGUAUAAUGGCGUGUGCUCUUCCGUUAUAUCGCAUCCCGGUCUUUGGCCUCGUCGCAUUUACCCCGUUUAUGUUCGAAUCCAGGACCAUUAUUUCGGAGCCAUCUCCAGUGCCACGGCAAUUAAUUACGUCUUGUUUGAUGCAUAGGUAACUUAAAACGGACUUUUUUACAAAGUGAAGCAUGGCCCGGACAUUGUUGUUGUAUCCUCACUUGUAUCCGCGAAGAUAUGUAGUCAGCCGAAUGUAGAGUAAUAAAUAUAGAUAGAUUUAUUACAGAAACAAUAAUAGCAAUAUAUAGCGUAACACACACAUUCACUGAAUAAUAUAAUCCUCCUUGGCCAUGGGACAAAACGUAAUGCCAAAGGUCUUGUAGUUUUCGUCACGGGACCGAACAAUUGUUGCGGUGACCAUCACCGAAUUUCUUCAAAUUUGGCUCAUAGAACACCCACAGGGCAUAUAUCAAAAGCGUCAAACGUUUUCCCAAAAUUUGCAUUAUUUCGGGAUUACUGUAACAUUUUGUGUUUUAUAAAGCGGCCGUUGUUGUGAACCAGGUGAUCGCUCUACGGAUCUGAAACUUCUUGUCUGUAUGUUUUCGAACAUGGCCAACAUUUUUCUAAUUGAAACUUUUUUUGUAUCUUUUCGUCUUUCGGUAGUACCGUAAUCGUCAUGAUACCAUAUCGAUUGCUGCCGAAAAUUCGAAAGAGUGUAACAAGUUUUCAAACCUGAUUAUAAAAGUUGGACACCCUUCCCGUAAAAUAAGACAAAAAAAUCAAAAAUAAAAAUAUAAGUUUUUGAGAUAUAAGCGUUCAAAGUUGCUAUGUUCGGUUACUGUAGGACCAAAAUAGAGACGAUCAAUUUUUAAACUUUUCCAUUAAUCGCUACGGUUCACAUACAGUAGCUGCCAAAAAACUGUCAAUUUUUUUGUUUUUUGUGUAACUCUGCUCAACGUGGAUGGAUUUAAACGAAACAAACACCAUUCUGUAGAGAAUUAUUACUGUUAUCCAAUGGCGUAGCGGUUGGAGCGAUUUUACAUCUUAGUGUGUAACAACCGUCGAUGUAAAUUUUUUGGAGAGACAAAAAACUGUCAAUUUUUCCAAAAAAAUUUUCUCGCUUGCAUGCGUCGCGGCAAAUCAUAGGCUUAUAUAGUCUGAUUUUUAAAUAGUGUCCCACUGUACAUUGUUGACCAUCCAAGGGAGCCAAGAAAGUUAAUUUAGUAGGCCUUUUGGUGGUCCCAAGUUCGAUACCCCAAAACAUGACGUUUAAGAAAAAAUCGAUCUUUUUCUUUGACUUAGCAUUAAUGCAAUGCCUUGCAGUAAAAGCUAGACAACCUACAAUUAAAAUAGAACAAUGAUUGGGAGCCUAAAUGUAAGUCUACGGACUCCACUUGACAUUCAAGUUUUUCUGGCAGUAGAUGUACCGUGAAACUUUAGCCCGGGUGCUUCCGUAGACAACUCUAGUCGUUGUUCCAACGCGACAGAAGGCACCCAUGUGAACAGUGAACAGUUUAGAACCGCUACUGCGGCAGGCCCGUACUUUGCGUGUAAAAGAACAAACUUCGAAACGGAAUUUUUGAAGAAAAAUUAUUGUCUCGAUUUGCACUCUCCAUAUAAUAGAAAUAACCCAGUGCAAGAACAAGCAAGAUAUUGUGUCAUAGAUUUACAGCCAUUCUUGACAUUUCUAACGCGGUUUCACUCCCUCUGAGGUGUUUCUAAAGUCUUAAUCUGGCUUACAAGUUUCCACAAAAAAAUUUUUUUGUUAAUGACAACAUAACCCUCCGUAAUUCUUAUGUGACUUGCAUCGCCGUCCUACAAAUGCCCAUAAAAUGCUUCUAGAACAUCUGUGAUCACGUAUUGAUAAAACAUUAGCAAGUUGUUACAAAAGCGGGGGCAACAAGGCCAAGUCUCUUCAGACACUCGGUUACCGGAGAAACUUGAAUAUCCAGUGGAGUCCGUAGACUUACAGUGCGGCUCCCAAUCAUUGUUCUAUUUUAAUUGUAGGUUGUCUAGCUUCUACUGCAAGGCAUUUCCUUUAUUCUAAGUCAAAGAAAAAAUCGAUUUUUCCUUAAACGUCAUGUUUUGGGGUAUCGAACUUGGGACCACCAAAUGGUCAACUAAAUUAAGUUUCUUGGCUCCGUUUGAUGGUCAGUAAUGUACAGUGGGACUUUAUUUAGAAAUCGUGAUGUAUAAGCCCAUGAUUCGCCGCGACCUGUGCAAGUGGUAAAUUUUUUUUGGAAAAAUUGACAGUUUUUUGUCUUUCCAAAAAUUUUACAUCGACAGUUGUUACACCCUAAGAUGUAAAAUCGCUCCAACCGCUAAGCCAUUCGAUAACAGCAAUAAUUCUCUACAGAAUGGUAUUUGUUUCGUUUAAAUCCGUCCACGUUGAGCAGAGUUACACAAAAAACAAAAAAAUUGACAGUUUUUUGGCAGCUACUGUAUUAAUAGAAUGACAUAAGAGGAAUGUUUUCAGGUUGAAAAAUUAAUAAUUGACCUUUUAUUUUAGGGUUUAUACAAAGGUUACUGUAAUUUCCAACUUUUAUUAAGUUCGCUAACAAUUUUAUUGGAAUGACGAAUUUAGACAAGCUAUCCGGGUCAGAAACGCGCAUACAUCAUGGAAGACAGAAAUCAGAAUCGUAAUACUACCUAUUCCUGAAAUAGUGGGAGAUUACGGUAGCCGUACCCACUUUUUUCGCUGCUUGGCCGCGGCAUUCUUUGGGACAGUUAGUGUAACAACUUUUGAGGCCUGAAAUUCAUUCAUGAUGGAUAGAAGAGUAUUUCAGCAAAAAAUCGAGAAAAUAAAAAUAUAAGUUUUUGAGAAAAUCCUGGAUUACGGUCAUUUUAGGGGGUUUUUGGGCCGUCUGGCCGCGGCACUCUUUGGAGCUGCUAGUGUAACAACUUUUGAAGCCUGAAAUUCAUUCAGCAUGGAUAGAACAGUAUUUCAGCAAAAAAUCGCGAAAAUAAAAAUAUAAGUUUUUCAGAAAAUCCUGGAUUACGGUCAUUUUAGGGGGUUUUUAGGCCGUCUGGCCGCGGCAUUCUUUGGAGCUACUAGUGUAACCAGAUUUGAGACUGGAAAUUUGUUCAGAAUAUAUAGGAGAGUCUUUAAGAAAAAAUAGGGAAAAUAAAAGUAUAAGUUUUUGAGAAAAUCCGAAAUUACGGUCAUUAUAGGGGAUUUUCUGUCCGAAACUACCGUAAUCCGGGAUUUUCUCAAAAACUUAUACUUUUAUUUUCUCGAUUUUUUGCUGAAAUACUUCCCUUGUCAUGCUGAGUAAAUUUCAAGACUCAAAAGUUGUUACACUAGCAGCUCCAAAGAAUGCCGCGGCCAGACGGCCCAAAAACCCCCUAAAAUGACCGUAAUCCGGGAUUUUCUCAAAAACUUAUAUUUUUAUUUUCGCGAUUUUUUGCUGAAAUACUCUUCUAUCCAUCCUGAAUGAAUUUCAGGCUUCAAAAGUUGUUACACUAGCAGCUCCAAAGAAUGCCGCGGCCAAGCAGCGAAAAAAGUGGGUACGGCUACGGUAAUCUCCCACUAUUUCAGGAAUAGGUAGUAUUACGAUUCUGAUUUCUGUCUUCCAUGAUGUAUGCGCGUUUCUGACCCGGAUAGCUUGUCUAAAUUCGUCAUUCCAAUAAAAUUGUUAGCGAACUUAAUAAAAGUUGGAAAUUACAGUAACCUUUGUAUAAACCCUAAAAUAAAAGGUCAAUUAUUAAUUUUUCAACCUGAAAACAUUUCUCUUAUGUCAUUCUAUUAAUAUGUGAACCGUAGCGAUUAAUGGAAAAGUUUUAAAAUUGAUCGUCUCUAUUUUGGUCCUACAGUAACCGAACAUAGCAACUUUGAACGCUUAUAUCUCAAAAACUUAUAUUUUUAUUUUUGAUUUUAUUGUCUUAUUUUACGGGAAGGGUGUCCGACUUUUAUAAUCAAGUUUAAAAAUUUGUUACACUCGCUCCAAUUUUUUACAGUAAUCGAUAUGGUAUCAUGACGAUUACGGUACUACCGAAAGACGAAAAGAUACAAAAAAAGUUUCAAUUAGAAAAAUGUUGGCCAUGCUCGAAAACAUACAGACAGGAAGUUUCAGCCCCGUAGGGCUGUCGCCCGGUCCACGACAACGGCUGCUUUACAAAACCCAAAUUGUUACAGUAAUCCCGGACUGAUUGAAAUUUCGCGAAACCCUUCUUCGCUUUUCAUCAACAUGCUCAGGCCCUUCUACUGGCCAAGUUUCAAGAAAUUUGGUGAUGGUCGUUGCAACAAUGUCCGGGCCCCUUGGAGGGAAGCUUCAGUUUGUAAAAAACUCUGUUUUAAAGGAAUUUACAAAAAUUCGAUUGCUCAAAAAUCAGAGCUUUUACAUGAUUCCUUUUCAGAUGCACUCACUUGGUCUCGAAUUCCAUCGCAAUUCGAUUACUGCUAAAAAUGGCAAUGGCUCAAAAAGUUACAGUACCCUCGGUGGAAACGGUGAUCCUUUUGGGCGACAGAGUUGGUCGGGAAUUAUUGGCUAAUCUCGAGAAAAUCAUGAAAAAUGCAAAAAGAAUCGCGGUAAGAAUCCAAAGAUGAAUUGCUACUGCCGUAAAGAUCACUUUUUUAUAUCAUUGUUUAGGUGGGAAUGUUGCUAACAGAAGUCGGAACAGCACCAGUGAUCAGCGAUAACACAACGAAUUUAAUAAAAUCCAUUGGGAAAGCCCUUCAAGGCUACGAAGUAAGAAAUUUGAUGGUAGUUUGGUUUUACUGUAUAGCAAAAAUUAUUUGAUAUAGUAACCUGAAUUUUUAGGUGGAUAUAAAACCCAUUCCCAAGCUCAAAAAUACGAAUGGCCACACAAUCGGAGAGCUGAGAGUCAAGGCCUUGGCCAACACAAAAUUCAUCGGGUACGGGCCGGACUUCAAUUCAAAUCUUGAAUGGAUCGACACUGGGUACGUCCAUCAUAACAUAGUAGACAAUUAUAAUCUCCGAUAUUUUCAGUGACAUUGCUUCCAUCUCCAAGGAAGGGAAUGUCGAGAUCUUGGCCAACAAAUCGGACCUUAUCUACGAUCGUCUCGAUCAUCUCGUAGAACAUUGGAAAAUGGAGAAAUUAAUGGCCGAGGAAUACGAUGAAAUCAAGGGAGUCCAAGUGGUUCAAGUGUGUCCCGGUGCUCCAAUCGUCGCGAUCAUUGUCCCCAAAAGAUUGGAUGACAUCCCGAGGUUCUUCAUGUCGGAAUUGAUUAGCCUUUGCAAUAACAACAAGGUCAGUUUCGAAUAUUUUUUUUUUUGAUUUUACAUAUCAAAUUCCAGAUUUUAUGGCUAUCUUGCCCUUAUUUGCCUUUUUUUUCAAAAAUUAGUUUUUGCCGCAUAGUGCAGAUUAAAAAAAUUAAUUUUUUGGAAAACUGCACGGUGCGGUGCAUACCUUUGCAGCGAAAUUUAUUCAAGCAAAUGUUGCCAACAUUUUUCAAACAGAACUUAGCUAAUAUAUUCUCUGUCCCUUUAACACAAUAUAUUUCAUUUCAGUUAUAUCCGCCCGACAAGUUCGCCGUUGUGGACGAUUUCCCCCGGGUAAACACGCGCAUUCAGAAGUUCAAACUCCGCGAAAUGCUGAAGAACAACAUGUUGAGAACCUACUGA
Messenger RNA from Bursaphelenchus xylophilus (pine wood nematode), 6729 nucleotides. The record is from the annotation of a GenBank genome assembly. Lineage: Eukaryota; Metazoa; Nematoda; Chromadorea; Rhabditida; Aphelenchoididae.